UUAGCGCCAAUUACAAAAUCAAAAUGGCGGGCGCAGAAACCCUUCUCUUCAAAUUUUAAGCGCCCAACCAUAGGAACCUCCUCCGUCAAAUCCGCAAUUCGGCUUGCAGAAAUUAGAAAAGAGAUUAACGAAAAAGGUUUCAAAUCUCAGCAUCCGGAAUUGUUCUAAACUUCGAUCGCGAUGGACGUCUCGAGGAGAAAGGGCUUGAAGCGAAAACUAGAGCAAGAUUUCCAGGAGGAGAGGCAAAAUUGCAAGUUGGCCCUCAUCGACCCCCAACCGGAGCACGAUCGUCAAGGUCUGCUCCUCGAGAUUCGCUCCCAGGUGGAAAUUCUCGAUUAUACUUUCUCUUCUGACCAGGAUGAUCGCGCCGAUGCUAAGCGCGCUGCUCAUGCUCUCUCUGAGCUCGCUAAGAACGAGGACAACGCUGACCUGGUUGUCGACUGUGGAGCUGUGCCUCUGCUAGUGAGGCAUCUUCAGGCGCCACCGCCUUCAAAAGCAGAUGAAAAUGGACCCAAACCUCUCGAUCAUGAGGUGGAGAAAGCAUGUGCUUUUGCCCUUGGAUUUCUCGCUGUAAAACCGGAGCACCAACAACUUAUAGUUGAUGCUGGAGCUCUAUCACACCUUGUGAACUUGUUGAAGAGACACAAGAAUUGUGAUAACCCCCGCACUGUCAGUGGUGUUAUUAGAAGAGCUGCUGAUGCAAUCACUAACCUGGCUCAUGAGAAUGCUAGAAUUAAAACUCGUGUCAGAAAUGAGGGUGGCAUUCCACCUCUUGUUGAGCUGCUAGAGUUUGCUGAUGUAAAAGUGCAGAGGGCAGCAGCAGGGGCCCUACGGACUCUUGCCUUUAAGAAUGACGAAAACAAAAUUCAGAUCAUUGAAAGCAGUGCUCUGCCCACCCUUAUACUGAUGCUUCGGUCUGAGGAUCCUCUUAUACAUUAUGAAGCGAUUGGCGUGAUUGGGAACCUUGUUCACUCAUCCCCAAUUAUAAAGAAAGAAGUUAUUCUUGCUGGUGCCUUACAACCUGUUAUUGGAUUACUAAGAUCUUCGUGUUCAGAGACACAAAGAGAAGCAGCAUUGCUAGUUGGACAAUUUGCUGCUGCUGAUUCGGAUUGCAAGGCGCACAUUGCUCAAAGAGGAGCUAUCCCGCCGUUAAUUGAGAUGCUUCAGUCUUCAGAUACUCAGCUCAAAGAAAUGUCAGCUUUUGCACUUGGGCGUUUAGCUCAGGAUGCACACAAUCAAGCUGGCAUUGCUCAGACUGGUGGUAUAGGUCCGCUGCUCAGCCUUCUUGAUUCGAGAAAUAGUACUCUGCAACAUAAUGCUGCAUUUGCUCUGUAUGGUAUAGCAGAUAAUGAGGAUAAUGUUGCAGAUCUUAUCAAACUUGGAGGUGUCCAGAAACUUCUGGAUGGAGAAUUCAUUGUUCAACCAACUAAAGAUUGUGUGGCAAGGACUCUGAAGAGAUUGGAGGAUAAGAUUCACGGACAAGUGUUGAAUUAUCUCCUGUAUCUGAUGCGGGUUGCAGAUAACACUGUUCAAAAGCAGGUUGCUUUGGCUCUUGCUCAUCUUUGUGCCUCUUCUGAUCGAAAAACUGUUUUUAUUGAUAACAAGGGAUUGGAUUUGCUGCUGGAGUUCCUCCAGUCUGCAAGCCUGAAGCAGCAGCAAGAUGGUUCAGCAGCAUUGUACAAGUUAGCUACCAAGACUAUUUCACUGUCCCCCAUGGAUGCAGCUCCCCUAUCACCAACCCCACAGGUUUAUUUGGGUGAGCAAUAUGUAAACAAUCCUACGUUGUCUGAUGUGACAUUCCUUAUUGAAGGCAAAAGGUUCUAUGCCCACAGAAUUUGUCUCCUAGCUUCAUCAGAUGCAUUUCGUGCAAUGUUCGAUGGUGGAUACAGGGAGAGGGAUGCCAAAGAUGUAGAAAUUCCAAAUAUUAGAUGGGAUGUCUUUGAGCUGAUGAUGAGAUUCAUUUACACAGGAUCUGUAGCUGUUAAUGUUGAUAUUGCUCAAGAUCUCCUGAGAGCUGCUGAUCAAUAUCUGUUGGAGGGCCUUAAACGGCUAUGCGAGAGUGCCAUUUCAAAGGAUAUCUCGGUUGAAAAUGUAUCACUCAUGUAUGAGUUAUCAGAAGCCUAUAAUGCCGCGACAUUAAGGGAAUCGUGCACACUGUUUGUCCUGGAGCAAUUCCAAAGGUUGUCUCAGAAGCCAUGGUUUUCUCGAUUUAUUCAACGUAUCAUACCAGAGAUUCGGAACUACUUAACAAAUGCACUCGAUCGGCCUGUAUUACAGAACCAGACUCAGAUGUAAAUGAUUUCACCGAGGCUGACUUCGAUCUGGUGCUGCAUGCUUGUACAGUGAACUUAGAUAGUCGUCCAUCAGCUAAUUGGGAUAUUACCAAAAGGUUUUCUCUUUUUUUUUUUGGAAGUGGGAAGAGGUAGGGCUCCCGUGUAUGGAAUGCUGCUAACGUCUCAUUUUUUCUUUUCAACUCGUCAGUUCUGUUGUAAUUCAAUUUUGUAUGUAGAAAUUCUCUUCCGAUUUUACUUUGGUGCUACAAAAAUUGUAGUGUCCUUCUAAGUGUAUUUAUUAAUUUGGAAGCGGA
Molecule: messenger RNA, 2587 nt
Organism: Carica papaya (papaya)
Lineage: Eukaryota; Viridiplantae; Streptophyta; Magnoliopsida; Brassicales; Caricaceae
Product: ARM REPEAT PROTEIN INTERACTING WITH ABF2-like
Molecular function (GO): protein binding
Source: RefSeq, a predicted model, not a curated record